Messenger RNA from Equus caballus (horse), 2750 nucleotides. RefSeq names its product cilia and flagella associated protein 206 (gene CFAP206). Gene Ontology annotation, biological process: regulation of cilium beat frequency; regulation of flagellated sperm motility; sperm axoneme assembly. NCBI's taxonomy places the organism in Eukaryota, Metazoa, Chordata, Mammalia, Perissodactyla, Equidae. The record is from RefSeq and is a predicted model, not a curated record. Gene Ontology annotation, cellular component: axoneme; ciliary basal body.
CCGGCGCCUGCCCGUCUCUGCUCGGCGUCGCUCGUACCCGAGACGGCCAGACCUCCGGAGGCUCAGAGCGUCCGAGAGUGGGCCGGGGAGGGCCUGAGGGGGUCCCUGCGCGGCGCCCGACCGCGCCCGUGCACGCGCACGCAGACACGGACGCGCGGGCCUGCGUUCCCUCAGCGCUUGUGACAAGCUGCUGUUUCAAGCGGUUCACUUUGUCCCACGCUGCUUUAGCCGCUCCGUGUAUAGAGCUCGCCUAGUCCUCGCGAAGACUCUAGAAGAAGGAAGUGUCCUGUCUAUAUUUCAGACGAGGAAACCGCCUCACGGAAGUGAAGCCAAUGCCCAAGGUCUCAGCGAGACAGCGGUCGGGUCACGAUGGAACCCGGGCAGUCUGGUUCUCCCUGACAAAAAGCCCAGCGCCCCCUGAGCUGAACGCUAGUGAUGCCGAGAGUUAGCGUUAUGUACCUGGGAUUGCCUUUGUUAUUCUCUACGUGCGAGGUUCUCCUGUGCUGCUCACUUGCCGAUACACAGGAAAAUCGGGAAUCUCGAUAACCAUUGAAACCUACCACCUUUUCCUGGUUUACCGUAAAUGGAAUUAAUAAGCAGGAGUUCAUUUUUUUCCAUGAUGCGUAAUUCUCAUACCAGAAUGCCUCCUACUCAGGCAGAAAGUGUUAUAAAGAAUAUCAUUCGAGAAAUAGGACAAGAAUGUGCCGCCCAUGGAGAGAUUGUUUCUGAAACUCUGGUUGCUUUUAUGGUGAAAGCUGUCGUCCUGGAUCCAAGCAAUGGCUUCAACAUGGAUAGAACCCUCAUCAAAAGUGAUGUGCAGAAACUUGUUAAGCAUUGUGUGACUCGGCUCUUGGAUAAUAAAAAUCCAUCCCUGGACACCAUUAAGAUGCAAGUCUACUUUGAUAUGAAUUAUACAAGUCGAGAGGAAUUUCUUGAAGAGCAUCACCGAGUUCUGGAGUCUAGAUUAGGCUCUGUUAUGAGAGAAAUUACAGACAACAGAGCAUGUGCUAGAGAAGAAUUGGAAAGCCUCUACCGAAAGAUCGUCAGCUAUGUGUUACUGCGCUCUGGGCUCGGAUCCCCCACAGAUAUCAAGAUUGUCAGAGAGGCAACAGCUGCCCUACAGAGUGUGUUUCCUCAGGCUGAGCUUGGGACAUUUCUAACUCUGUCUAAGAAGGACAAAGAACGCCAGCUGAAAGAACUCACCAUGAUUGUUACUGGAAUUCGUUUAUUUAACCGAGACUGUGGAAAGGGAGGAGAAGGCAUUGAUGACCUGCCAGCUAUUCUCCAUGAAGCGAUCCCAGCCACCACUCAGCAUAUUGACUCCCAACUUCAGAUUGCCCAGGAGCAGGCAUACCGCUACACAGCCAUCCUUGAGAAAGUCAGACAGAACCCGCUCAUGAGUGUGCAACUUCAGCCGUAUAUGUUAAAAGAGGCACUGUAUAAUGUGCGACAAUAUGAGAUCUUCCUUCAGAUCAUCUUGUCAGAUAUAAUUACUUGUGCUCAAGAAGUGGAAAUGAUGAUAAAGAAGUUAGGAGCCCAGCUGGAACAAUUAAAAAUGAUUGUAAAAUCAAAGACAGCUGUCCCGACAUCACAAGUCUUUCCCAUCUUCAUUGCACUUUCCAAUCUGUGGACCAGCUUUCAGGAUGAAACGGUUUUGAUUAGUGUCCUCAGUAAUUUAACUAGUCACCUGGAGGCAUUUCUGGGUGCUCAUGAACUACUUUUUCCUGAGAAAGUACUGCGAGGUCUUCUUGAUGGAGUGACUGUGAAAACUGAUGUGUUUAGAAUGAGAGAACAGAUGGAAGAUAGAGUAAAUGCAGAGGAUUUCAGAAAACUGGAAUGGCUUUUCCCAGAAACAACAGCAAAUUUUGAUAAAUUGUUACUUCAGUAUCGGGGAUUUUGUGCUUACACAUUUGCUACAACAGAUGGUCUUCUCCUUCCAGGAAAUUCAGCAAUUGGAAUUUUGAAAUAUAAAGACAAGUAUUACACUUUCAAUUCCAGAGAUGCUGCAUAUUCCUUUGCAGAAAAUCCUGAAAAUUACAUUAAUUUAAUUACAGAAAAAGCCAAAAAAAAUGCAGAGUUAAUUCAGCUACUGGAACUUCAUCAACAGUUUGAAACCCUCAUUCCAUAUUCUCAGGUGAAAGAUGUUGACAAACAUAUAAAACCAAUUACAAAGUGUGAAAGUGGCACACAGACGGAUACACACAUAUUGCCACCAACAAUUGUGAGAUCAUAUGAGUGGAAUGAAUGGGAAUUAAGAAGAAAAGCUAUAAAAUUGGCCAAUUUGCGUCAGAAAGUUACUCACUCAGUACAAACUGACCUUAGUCACAUGAGAAGAGAAAAUGGUUCGCAGGUGUACUCAUCGAAGGAUGCCAGCACGCAGUCCAUGAAGGAGGGCAGCACCAGGGUGCCCAGGCCCCAGGUUUACAUAGCUGGUCUCAGAGGGGGCCGGGCUAAAACCACCUGUGGAGUCAAGGUGAACUUAACUAGAGCUAUUGAUGAAACCUAAUUUGAGGCUAAUAUUUUUUAACCUAAUAUUUUUUAAAGUAGAUACCACCACAUUAUGAACAAUGGCAAAUAGUUAAAAGUAUCUUUGCAUCCAUGAAAAUGUUAACUUUGUGGUGCUGGCACAUUCAUUGGUUGUGUGUUUCUUGGAUUCUCACUGAUAUUCACUGUCAAACUGCUACAAAAAACUAAAAAUUGUUUUCUGUAACACAUUUUCCAUUCUAUUAAAAUUGAAAAAUAAAACUCUG